Endocarpon pusillum Z07020 is the source of this 636-nucleotide messenger RNA. RefSeq lists its product as uncharacterized. Bases 1 to 636 code for a protein of 211 amino acids. The transcript is spliced from 2 exons. The record is from RefSeq and is a predicted model, not a curated record. NCBI's taxonomy places the organism in Eukaryota, Fungi, Ascomycota, Eurotiomycetes, Verrucariales, Verrucariaceae.
AUGGCGCCUAUACGUCGCUACGUUCGUAUCAGUAAAACCUCCGUGUUGGAAUGCCGGAUAUUUCUUGAAAACCCUGCUGAUGGGCCAAGAUGGCUGCUUAGCUCCGAAGAUCCUGCUCUACCACGUGUCAUUGAAGCCAUCAGACCUUUGGUUCUUCCAAAACUUCGAGAAGAGACCGAAAGGGCAAAGGCGAAGGGAAAGAAGAAAAAUCGGAUCAAAGAUGUGGUGACCAAAGAUGAGUUCGAAGUAUCCGUUUUCCUCACUCAAAUCGGCACUCGACAUUCCUUCCUGACGAAAAGUAAAACUUUCAACAAGUCUAGAAUCACAGGACACGCAACCAAGCUUACGGGCUCUGACACACAGCCUGUUGUGAUUCGGGAAGAGAGCGAUGAUGAUAAUACACAUUUGCCGAUGGACCGAAUCCAGCAGGAAGAAGAUGCAUUAGGCGUGGAUGACAAGAAGAAACUGGGGUUGAAGACUACGUAUGAAGGCUUCAGUAUCUGGGGAUGGGUGCUAUGCCUGCUGGUGGCGAGGAAGGGUGGUCCUAGCAAGAGAAGGACAGAGAACGUUGCUGGCCAAGCUUUGAUGGAGGAAUGGAUAUCUUUGACACAAGAGCAACAUGAAGAUGACAGCUGA